AUGGCGUGGCAGGGGCUCGUGCUGGCUGCCUGCCUCCUCGUGCUCCCCUCUGCCACAGCGGACUGCCUGUCCCGGUGCUCCCUGUGUGCGGUGAAGACCCAGGAUGGGUCCAAACCCGUCAACCCCCUGAUUUGUUCCCUGGAAUGCCAGGCCGCGCUGCUGCCUGCCGAGGAGUGGGAGAGAUGCCAAGGCCUUCUGUCUAUUUUCACCCCCUUCACCUUCGGGCUCAAUGGCAGAGAAGAUUUGGAGGCCAAGUCCGCUUUGGAGGGGCUUUAUAGUGAGCUGGCCAAGCGCUCUGGGCCCUUCACGAAGGAGCUGGAGGAAAACAGAUUUCUUCUCCGCACCCCAACAGAGGAGAAUGCUCUGAGCAGAAGCCUGGCGGAGAAGCUCAGGGGUCUCUCUGGCAGGUUGGGGGAGGGAGGGGAGUCUGAGCUGAUGGGGGGCACCCAGCUGCAUGAUGAUGCCAUGGAGGCUAGGGCACUGGAUUCCAAUGAGGAGGACCCCAAGGAGCAAGUCAAACGCUAUGGGGGCUUCUUACGCAAAUACCCUAAGAGAAGCUCAGAGGUGGCUGGGGAGGGGGACCGGGAUGGGGAUAGGGUGGGCCACGAGGACCUGUACAAACGCUACGGGGGUUUCUUGAGGCGCAUCCGUCCCAAGCUCAAAUGGGACAAUCAGAAGCGCUACGGGGGUUUUCUCAGGCGCCAGUUCAAGGUGGUAACUCGGUCUCAGGAAGAUCCCAAUGCCUACUCCGGAGAGAUUCUUGAUGGGUAA
Prionailurus viverrinus (fishing cat) is the source of this 771-nucleotide messenger RNA. It is a transcript of the gene PDYN, whose product is annotated as prodynorphin. Lineage: Eukaryota; Metazoa; Chordata; Mammalia; Carnivora; Felidae. Gene Ontology annotation, molecular function: opioid receptor binding. Bases 1 to 771 code for a protein of 256 amino acids. The transcript has 2 exons. Gene Ontology annotation, cellular component: neuronal cell body; plasma membrane; dendrite. The record is from RefSeq and is a predicted model, not a curated record. Gene Ontology annotation, biological process: chemical synaptic transmission; sensory perception; neuropeptide signaling pathway.